CAAAAGGUUGACGUAAUAAAAGCGGACGGCCAAAAGAUUGACUUAAUAUUUAUAAAUUUUCCAAAUAAGAAAGGGUAACCAAUAAUAGAAGAAUAUUCCCAUCAUCCCAUAUUCCCAUGUGUUAGUGCUACCACACCCAAAGCCCCAAACCCAAUUCAAAAAUUACAUAAUUAGAAGUACAACACAUACUCAACAAACAAACAAACACUCCCAUUUCAUAAUUAAAAAAAUUGAUUCUAAUUUUAAUAGCACAUGACGCUCAGAAGUAACGGCUAUAUUGUUCCCGCCCCCACGCACGCGCACCCUUGUCCCAACCCUCCGCACCAGAUCCAAUCAUUCGCCCACCCUCAACGGUCCCUUUCUCGCACCCAUUAAACCCAAACUCACUUCACUUCUCUCACCACCUUUAUUUUUAAUAAAACAAUGGAAUCUCCUCAACUAGUUCAACAUGUCUCUGAUCAACUCCUCCGUAAAUUCGCCGAAAUCGAUUCCGAUUCCGACUACGAUCAUCCCUCCUCCCCGCCUCGUAAGCGGAGGACGACUCAGAAGAAGAGGAAGGUUGUUUAUGGUGAUGAGAAUGAUUGGGAGACGUGUAUACUGAUGAGUCCAUUAAAUGUUGGAAGUAAUGCUAGUCUGAGAGUGGUGGAAAGGAAGUCUCUUCUUCCUCAACAUUAUAAGACUCGGCGUUCUUCUUCGUCGUCUUCUUCGGGGAACUUCAUUGUUAAGCAUUUAAGGGCUCAUCGUUUUAGAGGGGCUAGAGAUUUUAGGACCAAGUGUGUUCUUUCUGCUAUUGAGAAGACAUGGAGCAAAGCUGUUAGAGGCGCAUCGAAGGUUUUCAUGGAGAAGCAUUAUAACCGCCAUAGAAGUUUGAUUGAUGAUAUUGUUUAGUUUUUAAUACUCCUAUAAUCCUAUGUAUGGAAGGAAAUAUGCAUCGCCAAUUGACAUGAAAAAACUCACAUACUCAUGUGGGUAGGAAAAUGUAAUAGGUCCCCUUUCUAUUUUGUAAAAAAAACUACUGUAGUUGAAAUUUAUUGUCACCAAUUAUUUUA
Molecule: messenger RNA, 1049 nt
Organism: Chenopodium quinoa (quinoa)
Lineage: Eukaryota; Viridiplantae; Streptophyta; Magnoliopsida; Caryophyllales; Amaranthaceae
Exons: 2
Coding region: 424-888 (154 amino acids)
Source: RefSeq, a predicted model, not a curated record